UGAAAUUUGUCCACAAUCUGACAAAACUGAGAAAAAGCAAAUUCAGAAGGAAUCGUUAGCUCCAACAUGUUUCCAGAGAUAUUAGUAAGGUUUUAAAUAUUGAACUCAUCCAAGAGUAAAAUAACUGGGAUUUCAUAGAGCAGAUAAAGACAUUAAUGGUUUAUGAUUCCUGUAUAAAACCAGAGAGCAGAUGGAGACGGCUGACAGAAUCACGAUCCACAUCAAGGCCAAGAAUCUUUGUUAACAGAAAAUCCCACCUGGCUGCUGCAGCCAGUAACUAAAACCCAACUGGGUUUUUCCAUCCCAACAUUUUCAGUCUGGUGUACCUGCUAGCCUGGCUGGGGGCUAUAAAGAGAUGAUCAGUGAUUUAUCAACAGGAAUGAGGAGAAAAGGCUUCAGGUGUGACACACCCAUCACCAACCUGAACUUCUGCUCAGAAAAACUCAACAGGCUGAAUUGUUGCCUGGAUAAAGACAUUUUGUUCCUCUGUCAGAUCAUCAGUGAAGGUUUAUAAACCCUCCAUUCCCUGGUUGAAGGCACACUGCUGCUAGUGAAUCCUGCUGCUGCUGCUUGGAUUCUUCAUCACAACAAGAUGAAAUUCGUCCUUUUUACUUUGUUCCUUUGUGGAUUCGUCCUGGAAAUCAAUGCUGGACGUGGUUUUCAAAAACCGAAAAAACCAAGGUCGUUUGCAGGAAUAAGAACUGUUGUGGCAUGUGAGGGAUCAGAGGCUCACUUAUCGUGUGCAAAUGAGGAUAUAUUUGUGGUCAGUGCUAUAUAUGGACGCAGCGAUCGGAUGAUGUGCUCCUAUGGGAUACCUGACGAGCAGACGAAGAACACUAAUUGUGCUAUGAUGGCAAAUUCAGUGUUACAGAGAUGCGAGGGGGAAACGAUGUGCACUGUUUUUGCCAGUAGCUCUGUGUUUGGAGAUCCCUGUGUUGGGACCUACAAGUACCUGGAGGUGAUAUAUCUAUGCACACUGCUGCUAGUGAAUCUGGUUUCUGCUGCUGCUUUGAUUCUUCAUCACAACAAGAUGAAAUUUGUACUUUUUACUUUGUUCCUUUGUGGAUUCAUCCUGGAAAUCAAUGGAAAAAGUUCAUCAGGAGCAUGCCUCCCAGAGGAAAAAUCCCUUGUUGCCUGUGAAGGAACAGUGGCUCGACUCCACUGUGAAGAAGGUCAGGCUAUCUAUGUGACCAGUGCUACAUACGGACGCACUGAUAAGAAGACGUGCAGCGCUGGUAGACCGGCCGACCAGCUAGAGAACACUGAAUGCUUCACAUACGCAGAGGAAGUUGGUGAGAGAUGCAACGGGAAACAGUGGUGUAAAGUCAAAGCCAGUAAGUAUGUGUUCGGAGAUCCCUGCUAUGGAACCUACAAGUACCUGGAGGUGGAAUAUAUUUGUUACGAGGUUCCCCAGUCGUGCCCAGAAUAGAAGCAGAAGUCGCCUUCUUCAUCAGGAUGCUGAUGAAGACUCUGGUGCUGCUGCCCCAACAGAUGAUGGCUGAAGACAACAGACUGAGAGUAGAUCUGCAGCAUCUUGUUGAAAACCUGGAAGGAUCUUAGCGUCCUCAAGAAGCUGACAGAAAAUAAUCUGAAUUACAAUUAAACAUAACAAAUAAAGUAAUAUCACAGAUUAUAGCUUUGAAAAUCUUUUUAUUUUUCUUCCUGUUGUAUCAAACUUAAAGACAGUUUUUCUCUCCAACUGCUUCUCUUUGUAAACUUCUUCAGCCAAAAUAAAACAAAAAGCUGAAAGAGGAA
This is a messenger RNA of Xiphophorus hellerii (green swordtail), 1755 nucleotides long. RefSeq names its product L-rhamnose-binding lectin CSL3-like. Gene Ontology annotation, molecular function: carbohydrate binding. Bases 593 to 1429 code for a protein of 278 amino acids. The record is from RefSeq and is a predicted model, not a curated record. The transcript is spliced from 13 exons. Lineage: Eukaryota; Metazoa; Chordata; Actinopteri; Cyprinodontiformes; Poeciliidae.